Scheffersomyces amazonensis is the source of this 1358-nucleotide messenger RNA. RefSeq lists its product as uncharacterized. The coding region runs from base 203 to 1303 and encodes 366 amino acids. Gene Ontology annotation, biological process: cytoplasmic translation. The transcript has a single exon. Gene Ontology annotation, molecular function: mRNA binding; metal ion binding. The record is from RefSeq and is a predicted model, not a curated record. Gene Ontology annotation, cellular component: cytosol. NCBI's taxonomy places the organism in Eukaryota, Fungi, Ascomycota, Pichiomycetes, Serinales, Debaryomycetaceae.
GAUGCUAGCUUUAUCUCAAUAUACAAGUAUGUUCUACUGCUUGUAAACUAUACUUAGUACUUAUAUUAUAACACUACUUUACCUUACGCAGCGUUAUCUCACUAGCUGUGAAAAAUUAUGUUGAAAAAAAAAAAUUUAUACUCGCAAGAGAUGAAGCUCAGUAGAAGAGGUACUCAUUAUUCGGAAGUAGUAAGAAGCAGAAAUGCCACCAAAGAAACAACAACCUUCAGAUAAGAAUAAGGCUAAGGCCAAGGCCAAGUCGGCCGAAGAUAAGACAUUUGGAAUGAAAAAUAAAAAUAAAUCAAAGAAAGUACAACAACAUAUUAGUCAAGUUAAAGCAGGAAUUGAUGGAGGUUUAGCUAAAAAGAAAGAAGAAGAAGCUAAAAGGAAAGCAGCAGAAAAGAAAGCAGCAGAAGAUGCUAAAAAGGAAGCAGCUGCAUUAUUUGGAAUUCAACAACAAAAAGUUCCCUUUGGAGUUGAUCCAAAAUCAAUAUUUUGUGAAUUUUUUAAACAAGGACUUUGUACAAAGGGUAAUAAAUGUAAAUUCUCUCAUGAUCCAAAUGUUGGAAGAAAAGUUGCUAAAAAGGAUUUAUAUACUGAUGCAAGAGUAGAAAAGGAAGAAGAUACUAUGGAUAAUUGGGAUGAAGAAAAAUUAAGAAAAGUUAUUUCUUCAAAGCAUGGAAAUCCAAUAACUACAACAGAUAUUAUUUGUAAAUAUUUUAUUGAUGCUGUUGAAAAUGGUAAAUAUGGUUGGUUUUGGGUAUGUCCAAAUGGUGGGAAUGAAUGUAAAUAUAGACAUUCAUUACCAGCAGGAUUUGUUUUAAAAACAAAAGAACAAAAGAGAUUAGAAAGAAUAGCAGCUGAAUCAGAACCUCAAAUUACUUUAGAAGAAUUUAUUGAAUUAGAAAGAGGUAAAUUAGAUAAAUCUAAAUUUCAUCCAAUUACAAUUGAAUCAUUUAAUGAAUGGAAGAAAAAAGUUCAAGCUAAAAGAGAUGAUGAUAGAAGGAAAGAUGGGAAAUCUGGAAAGAGACCACUUACUGGUAAAGAAGUCAUUUUACAGAAAUUCUCUGAUAAAUAUUAUACUGAAGAAGAUGAUGGAACUGAACAAUUUGAUUUAUCUGCUUUUAAGAAAGAUUUACCUGAUGAAGAUGAUCAAAAUAUUAAGGAUUAUGGUGAUGGAUCUCAUGUAACUGAAUUUUAUCAACAAGAAAUUGAAUCAAAAUCUGAAUCAAAUUCAAAUAAAUCUGAAUUAGAUAAUGAACAAGUAACUACAACUGAAAUUGAAAUUGAAACAUCUAGCUAAAUUUAUUAUUGGUGAUACCUUCCCUCAUACUUUGCAUCUACAUUAUGUAUAUUAU